Messenger RNA from Hypomesus transpacificus, 2401 nucleotides. RefSeq names its product autophagy related 4A, cysteine peptidase (gene atg4a). The transcript has 13 exons. Bases 61 to 1494 code for a protein of 477 amino acids. Lineage: Eukaryota; Metazoa; Chordata; Actinopteri; Osmeriformes; Osmeridae. Gene Ontology annotation, molecular function: protein-phosphatidylethanolamide deconjugating activity. The record is from RefSeq and is a predicted model, not a curated record.
CAAGAAGCUACGCUGUGUGUUUGUAUCACUGCCUGCCGAUGCAUCGAUGACAGUCGGAGGAUGGAGGCAGUUUUUGCCAAAUAUGAAAACCAAAUAAACGUGUUUUCUGAGUUCUUGGAGGACUUGCCCGACACCGAAGAGCCAGUGUGGGUCCUCGGGAAGAGUUACAAUGUUAAGACAGAGAGAGCAGAGCUGCUGUCUGACAUCCAGUCACGCCUCUGGUUCAGCUACAGGAAGAAGUUCUGCCCCAUAGGAGGGACCGGGCCCUCAUCAGAUGCAGGCUGGGGAUGCAUGCUGCGCUGCGGUCAGAUGAUCCUGGCUCAGGCCCUACUCUGCUCACACCUGGGGAGAGCGUGGAGAUGGAGGGGGGAGAGGGGACAGCCAGAAGACUACACCCGCAUCCUGCACUGCUUCCUGGACAAGAAGGACUGCUGCUACUCCAUCCAUCAGAUGGCCCAGAUGGGGGUAGGAGAGGGCAAGUCUGUAGGAGAGUGGUAUGGACCCAACACUGUGGCUCAGGUGCUCAAGAAACUGGUGCUGUUUGAUGACUGGAACUCUCUGGCCGUCUAUGUGUCAAUGGACAACACUGUGGUGAUUGAAGACAUCAAGAAGCAGUGUCUACAGCCAGGAAGUGGCAGCAGGCUCCGCCCUUCCUGUGGUUGGGGGGAGGUGUUCCCCCCUGCUGACUCCCCUAGCAACGCCCCUGACCACAUUUGUUUCUACACAGCGGGAAAACAAGGCUCUGUCUGCCCUCACUCGCACACACACCAUCAGACCCAUGCACACACACGCUCUCAACCCCGCACACACUCUCAACAUAAGACCCACACACACAGACAUUCACAACCCCCCACGCACACGCACCACCAGCCCCACACACACACUCACCAUGAGCCCCACACACACAAGCCCUCCCAGCCUCACACACAGCCCCACUCCCAGCCCCACACCCCACACUGGAAGCCCCUGCUGCUGGUGAUCCCCCUGCGUAUGGGCAUCAACAACAUCAACCCUGUCUACAUACAGGCCCUUAAGGAGUGCUUCAAGAUGCCCCAGUCUUGUGGUGUUCUGGGGGGCAAGCCCAACCUGGCCUACUACUUUAUAGGCAGCCUAGGAGAGGAGCUGCUGUACCUUGACCCCCACACGACGCAAACCACAGUGGAGGUGGAGCCAGGCGUUGCCAUGGACGACCACAGCUACCACUGGACCAGGACGCCUCGACACAUGAAGAUCACCAGCCUGGACCCUUCGGUUUCCCUGGGUUUCUUCUGUCAGAGCGAGGAAGACUUUGACAGCUGGUGCUAUCUGGUCCAGCAGGAGAUCUUGAAGAAGACGAGUCAGCGCAUGUUUGAGCUGGUGGAGAACCAUCCUCCUCAUUGGCCACCUUUCGUCCCGCCCACAAAACCUGAGGUCCAUACCACCGGCGCAGAGUUCAUCGAGUCGCCUGACCAGCUGUUAGAGUCUGAGGAGGAGUUUGAGAUCCUGAACGUGUGAGCUGCUCCUUACAGACCAAUAGAGGGCGCCGUGCUACACGGCUGUCCUGCCUCCGCUCUGCUAUACUCUAGUGUGCUCUGCUCUCCUCUAAUGUGGUCUGCUAUCCUCUCCUCUAGUGUGCUCUGCUCUCCUCUAAUGUGCUCUGCUAUCCUCUCCUCUAGUGUGCUCUGCUCUGCUCUCCUCUAAUGUGCUCUGCUAUCCUCUUCUCUAGUGUGCUCUGCUCUACUCUCCUCUAAUGUGCUCUGCUAUCCUCUCCUCUAGUGUGCUCUGCUCUGCUCUACUAAACUCUUCUUUUGUCUGUCUUGCUUCGCUCUGCUCUGUCCUACUCCUCUUUACUGUACUCUGCUUUACUCUCCUCUACUCUGCUACACAGAAGAAGUGCCUCAGAAUCACACCAAGCACAAGUUACUCACCGUUCUGCAAAAACACUCUUUUACACACACACACACACACACAAUCAGGACUCAGCCUGGCCACCAGGAUAAAAAGACUUCAGAACAAACUACCUAUGUCGAGCAGAUCACAUCCUACACAGCGGCAUUCCACACCAGCUUGUCACCACUCUGUCUCACCUUGAUGAUGUCACUGGAAACCCGAGGUGGGGGUCCUGGCCGCUUCCUGGUGAUUGGCGGCUCUGGACGCCACGGAAACCGGCUUGUCCGACGAUCAACAGGGCCGCGUGUAUUGUCACAGUAGCCGCAGCUGUUGUUGUAGAGGCUGGGAGGUCCAGAGGUCGGAGAAGGACUUAUGUUCAUCAGUGUUAAAAACUCAAAACAGGAACACCAAGAGCUUGCUAUCAAUGAGAAAAGUGCCUCUGACUGUGUGUUUCUGUAUAUCUGUUUUGGGAAGGGGACCUCUCCUCCGACUACAUUGUACAUGUCUGAUAAAUAAAGAUGUUUGAACACGA